UUUUUAGUAUUAAUUAUGAAGCGUUAUCGAAACUUUUUUACUUCAUUCCGUGGUCGAUUUCUGCUGCCUUUAAUUUUAAUAAAUAUAUUUAUUUUCAUCACUUUUUUCUAUUCAUUUUUCUCUUCACGCCCACAACAACUAGUUGAACGUCAAAAUAUUGAACUCUACUCACAACCAGCUCGUCUAAAAGAACCAAUUUCUAAACCAUUAAUUCUUAUGUGGACUAAUAUCUUUCGUCAACAAACAAUGCAACUAGAAUCGGAUUGUCCUCUGGCUUCUCUUUGUGAAUUAACUUAUAAUCGUUCUUUUCUUCCAAAGGUUUUUUAA
Meloidogyne enterolobii is the source of this 327-nucleotide messenger RNA. The record is from the annotation of a GenBank genome assembly. NCBI's taxonomy places the organism in Eukaryota, Metazoa, Nematoda, Chromadorea, Rhabditida, Meloidogynidae.